GUUUUUUAAUGGUUAUUUCCGAGAGAGAGAUGGAGGAAGACGCUAGCUUUGACGGUGGCGGAGAGUUCGUUGGAGGCGAUUUAACCGGCAGUAUAAAAUGGUGUUGGUACAAUAUGUUGAGACGACACAAUCUGACUGCGAUUUUCUGUUUUUCUUCAACGAUUGCUAACAGGGAAAACCUAACCGUUGAGCUAAUCCACCGUGACUCUCCUCAUUCUCCACUUUACAACCCUCACCACACCGUCUCCGACGGUCUCAACGCUGCUUUCCUCCGCUCAAUCUCACGCUCUCGCCGUUUCAAUACCAAAACCGACCUCCAAUCCGGUUGCGAAUUGGGAUCGGCUAAAGCAGCUCCGAUUGCACAACAAUGGCUUCUCGUAUCAUCAUCAAUCAUUCCUAAAAGGUUCUUAAACUUGGACGCACCAUGCGGCUUUGUAAGGUCUCAAAUGUCAAAUCUCUGAGAUUGGAAAAUGAAGCAACCAUUGAUUUCUGGAAAUGCUUCUCUUAUCGUGUUAAAAGGUAAACUUUGUGCUGAUGUGUAAUUCUCUGUUAGCGAAAACAUAUUUAUAGAUGUCAUAGUCUCUUGGCGUUUAGGUUAGAGAAUUUAAGAAAUUCGUGUUGAGAAA
Molecule: messenger RNA, 626 nt
Organism: Arabidopsis arenosa
Lineage: Eukaryota; Viridiplantae; Streptophyta; Magnoliopsida; Brassicales; Brassicaceae
Source: the annotation of a GenBank genome assembly